This is a messenger RNA of Soboliphyme baturini, 1215 nucleotides long. The record is from the annotation of a GenBank genome assembly. Lineage: Eukaryota; Metazoa; Nematoda; Enoplea; Dioctophymatida; Soboliphymatidae.
AUGAAUACGAAAAGUGAUAAAAAGUUUGCGGAACAACAGGAAAAACUGCAACAAAUCUUGAACGAUUUACUGAAAGAUGAGGAAAAUAAGUAUUGUGCAGACUGUGAAGCAAAGGGCCCACGAUGGGCGUCAUGGAAUCUCGGCGUUUUCCUUUGCAUCCGCUGUGCUGGGAUUCAUCGAAACCUGGGUGUCCAUAUUUCAAAAGUUAAAUCAGUGAAUCUGGAUACGUGGACAGCUCAACAAGUGCAGUAUAUGCGACUGAUAGGGAACAGUACGGCGAGGGCAGUGUACGAGGCGAAUCUCCCUCCAACUUUCCGGCGCCCAAAAAGCGACAAUCUCGUCGAGUCGUUCAUAAAGUCGAAAUAUGUUCAGAAAUUGUAUAUGAAGAAAGGAUGGGUUCCACCAACAGUAAAUACCGAAGAAGCGGCAAAACAGCUCGAACACGAACUGCAGUCUGAGGCAAAAUCACUGCAGCACUUAAAACAUACCAAAGUAAGGGUGACAAAGAGGGAAGGUGUGUCGAACAAUGCGAUGACAGUGAAAGCCUCGGUCAGCGCAAGUUCUGCGCCGAAUUGCAGCACGCCUGCUGAGGAAGAACUGGCGAGCAUCAAUUUUGGGUACGGGUCAUUCUCGGCGUUUGCUGAUGUCAGUUCGAUUAGGUCUUCUCAGGAUUCAUCGACUGCUCUUGGCUUAAACGUUAUCGAUCUGCAAGCAGAAGGCGACAUCCAGCUCGAAUCCUCCUUGUCCUCCUACGCCAACCCCAGCCAGCAAACGACUCAAAAUUGUUGCAACAUCCGUGCCAAGACUGACACGCAACUCUUGACUCCUGAACCUGUGUCUUCAAACGUCACCAGCUGCCGGAAAAGCAAACAGGACAUAAUGGCGUUGUACCAGCAGGGUAGCAGCGACUUUUCUUCAGGAAGGCCCAUCGACGGCGUACACCCGUCGUUCUUCUCCAAUGCUACCUCCUGUAACUCGUCGAUCGGCAGUACCAGUUUUCAAGCUUUGGCAACCCCCUCGCCGUAUGUGGCGAGCAGCGCUGAUUGCCUGCAUUUCGGUGGCUAUAAUUUCGAUGCCGGCAGCAGCGCCAGUGGUCUCCCACGUUCCGCUUAUUCUACCAGUUGUUUACCGGCGCCACGUUCACAACCAACUCUCACUCGAAACGACAGUUCCUAUGACGAACUGGUAAACAGCAUUCUGAUGAGGAGGAAUUGA